GUUGGUCCUAUGCGCGAUACCGAACACCGAACUCAAUUCGUCUGGAAUCGAUGACAUUCACUCGAGCGCGUUGUAUGCAGCAGCAACAACGCUGCCCGAGCCAUUAGCACAUUUCGUCCAAAUUUGUUUGGAUGAGCAAACUGUGGGUACCAUGUGGAAACAAGGCAAAAUCACUCCACUUUUCAAAACGGAUAAUCGGUCGGAACCCGCAAAAUAUUGCACAGUGGACCUUCUCCCUAUACUCUCAAAGGUGAUAGAGGCAAGCACCGCCGAGGCUUUAGUAGCCCAUCUAAUAUGCACUAACCUCACAGCACCCGAGCAACACGGUUCCCACAAACGCCGUUCAUGCACUACCAACCUACUGAUUUCACGCAGUAGUUGGACUGAAACGGCCGAUGAAGAUAGAGGGACAGACGUCAUUUACCUCGACUUAUCCAAAGACUUCUCUAUUGACUGGACCGCGCAUUCUGCUUUAAAAGCACGCAAGCUAGGAAGUUGGUGAUCCUGUCCUUGGGUGGAUCAGGAAUUUCUUGCAUGAUCGGCAACUGUAGGUCGGACUUCGAAAAGCGCCGUUUAAUCCGAUUCAUGUGGAAUUUGUGGUUCGGAAAAUCGCAGUUCUGGGGUCG
Dicrocoelium dendriticum is the source of this 626-nucleotide messenger RNA. NCBI's taxonomy places the organism in Eukaryota, Metazoa, Platyhelminthes, Trematoda, Plagiorchiida, Dicrocoeliidae. The record is from the annotation of a GenBank genome assembly.